AUGGGACAAAUCAAUACAACAAUUCGUUCCCACGUACAAAAACAAUAUCAACUCGUAAAGAAAAAACCGGAGAGGGAAUACUUGACAAUAGAGGAAGCUAAAAAAUUACAAUCACUCGAUGAAUAUCCUAUUGAUUUUAAAAAACUCGCAGUUUUGUUCAUGUUAGAUUUUGAUAAGAAUGGAAAAUUUAGUCUUGAUGAUUUAAUGAAAUUUACUGAUUGGUGUGGAUCAGUGACGGAGCAUUUAAAAACCGAUCAACAUGGUUUUAAAAGUGAAUUACAAGCCCAAUGUACUCUUCAUAUGUGGAAACAAAUUAAUACAGCAAGAAAUGGAAAAAAGGUUUUUGGAGAUUGGUUUGUUCGUGUGUUUUCUGUUGGACAUAUUAUAAAACUACCAAAACAUCCAAAAACUCAUUGGGUGAGCAUUGAUACUGCGAGUGUAAUUUAUGAAUUAUUGUCAAUCAAGGAAUUAUAUGGUAUUUCAACUCAACAAUUUAUUGAUUUAAUGCAAGCUGUCGGAGAAGAAAAAGGAUUGAUGCCUCGUGAUGAAGAGGAUUUGGAUGAAGUAGUUCCAACUGAAGUUAUUCAUGAUUUUGCUGUUGCAUUCAUAACAGGUUUUUUAAACAUGAUGAGCUCAUUGGGAUUCUCUCCUCAAAAGUAUUUGACAACUUCUGUUGCUUUAAAUGUGGAUAAUUUACAUAGUGUUGGAACUCCAGAAAAUACAAAUCAACCAAAUAGUUCAACAAAUGAAGUAACCAAUACACAACAAGAUAAUGUAAAACCAGUACCUAUGUCAUUCCCAAUACCUAAACUUUCAGGUAUAGGAUCUGCAAAUACUCAACCAAAACCAAUCACAACACCUAUUACCACAACAGCUGUCACUUCACCAACAGAAGACUCUGAUGAGUAUUCAAGUGAUGAAAGUGAUGGAGGAGAAGCACAAAAACCAGAACCAACAAAACUUGGAAUACCUUCUCUCAAACUUAAUACGAACAAUGCAACUGUUCCACCUUCCUUUAAAUUGAAUAUUCCUACCAAAGAUACAAAUUCCUCAAAUACUACAAAUACCACCAAUUUACCAACCAAUAAUCUUGCAGUUCCAAAAAUGAGUAUUCCUGGAAGCAAGGUUGACUCAAUUGUACAUAGUGGAAGUGGAUAUUCUCUAUCACCUACUGCUUCAGCAUUUCUCCUUCAAGACCAAAACAACUUGGAGAAAUUAGAAGAAAAACAGUUUUCAGAAGAAGAUCUCAGUGAAAAGGAUGACCCAGCAUCAGAUGAUAGCGACUAUUCAAGUGAAGAUGACAUUGAAGACGAACCACCAAAAGAAGUUAAACCUUCCACAAAACCAGUUAUUCCAGCUCUAUCUCUUAAUCUUGCAGGUGCUAAACCUCAACCAAGUACAAAACCAUUCAUUCCAACCUUAUCAAUGAGUAAGGCCACAACUCAACAACCUACUGAAACUGAUAAGGUUUCUGUGAAUGGAAUUUCCAUGAAAAAACUCAAGCUCUAG
Messenger RNA from Naegleria gruberi, 1509 nucleotides. RefSeq lists its product as uncharacterized. Lineage: Eukaryota; Heterolobosea; Eutetramitea; Acrasida; Naegleriidae. The coding region runs from base 1 to 1509 and encodes 502 amino acids. The record is from RefSeq and is a predicted model, not a curated record. The transcript has a single exon.